This is a messenger RNA of Pectinophora gossypiella (pink bollworm), 5560 nucleotides long. RefSeq names its product glycerol kinase (gene Gk1). Gene Ontology annotation, biological process: glycerol-3-phosphate biosynthetic process; triglyceride metabolic process; glycerol metabolic process. Lineage: Eukaryota; Metazoa; Arthropoda; Insecta; Lepidoptera; Gelechiidae. Gene Ontology annotation, cellular component: mitochondrion. The record is from RefSeq and is a predicted model, not a curated record. The coding region runs from base 73 to 1617 and encodes 514 amino acids. The transcript has 9 exons. Gene Ontology annotation, molecular function: glycerol kinase activity.
AGUGAGUGAAGUUACUAAAUAAUAAAGUAACCACUCUGUGAUCGCGACAGUGUUCGUGAGCGUCCUUUGAGCAUGUCGGAGUACGGGAAAUUUGGUCCGUUAGUGGGUGCUAUUGACGAGGGCACCUCGAGUGCUAGGUUUAUAAUUUUUAAAGCGAAUUCUUCUGAAGUGGUUACUUACCACCAAAAAGAGCUAGACCAACAUUUUCCUCAGGAGGGAUGGGUGGAGCAAGAUCCAUGUGCUAUCUUGGAGGUGGUUACGACAUGCAUCGAAAAGGCUGUGGAAAAAUUGGUGGCUAUUGGCGGCAGACCACAGGAUAUCGUAGCUAUUGGUGUGACAAAUCAACGAGAAACUACAAUUGUCUGGGACAGAAACACUGGGAAACCUCUCCACAAUGCCAUUGUUUGGUUAGAUAUGCGGACAUCUUCUACAAUAGACAAGCUUUUGGACAUCGUACCAAACAAGACAAGAAAUAAAAAUUAUUUGAAACCUCUUUGCGGUUUGCCACUCUCACCAUACUUCAGUGCUGUGAAGCUGAGAUGGCUCAGUGAUAAUGUUGAUGCAGUAAAGAAAGCUAUGAAAAAAGGCACAUGUUGUUUUGGGACAGUCGACACUUGGCUUAUAUGGAAUUUAACAGGUGGUCUUAACGGCGGCAAACAUAUUACUGACGUUACAAAUGCUUCGAGGACUAUGCUGAUGAAUAUAGAAAACUUAAAUUGGGAUCCAUUAUUGUUAAAGUUCUUUGAAAUUCCUAAAUCUGUUUUGCCGGACAUCAAAUCAAGUUCUGAGGUUUACGGGCACAUAGCUGAUGGAUGCCUCAAAGGUAUUCCUGUAUCGGGAUGUUUGGGUGACCAACAAGCUGCUUUAGUUGGUCAAAUGUGUCUGCAGAAAGGCUUAGCAAAAGCAACAUAUGGCACAGGAUGUUUUGUGCUGUACAACACGGGAGAAAUCAGAGUGAAUUCUACAAGGGGUUUGCUCACUACUGUAGCUUACCAGCUAGGUAGUGAAAAUCCACCACAAUAUGCUUUAGAAGGUUCGGUUGCGAUUGCGGGCGCCGCUUUGGGAUGGUUGAAAGAUAACAUUGGAUUAAUGGAAAGUGCUAAAGAAUCCCAAGAGAUUGCUGAAAAAGCGACUGAAAAUGGCAGUGUGGUUUUCGUUCCUGCAUUCAGUGGAUUAUAUGCACCUUACUGGCGACAAGACGCGAGAGGUGUUAUCUGUGGCAUCACCGAGGACACGAAUUACUCGCACAUUGUGAAAGCAGCUCUGGAGGCUGUUUGUUACCAGGUCAGGGAUAUUCUGGAUGCUAUGAAUGAAGACUGCGGGAUUCCACUUCAACUUCUUAAGGUUGAUGGGGGAAUGACAUCCAAUGCUCUUGUAAUGCAAAUGCAGGCUGAUUUGACUGGAAUCAAUGUGACUAGGGCUGGUUUUACUGAGAGCACUGCUCUGGGUGCUGCUCUCGUUGCGUUUUGGGGUGUAGAUAAUUCAAAACAAGGAAUUGCUAUACCUAUGGCUGCAGGUACGACUUAUAUUCCUAAUAUCAGUGACGACGAAAGGGAUAUGAGGUACCAACAGUGGAAAAUGGCUGUCGAAAGAUCCUUAGGAUGGGAUCAAAAUUGAGGUUGUACGUAUCUGGGGGUACAGAAAAGUGAUAAAUGUAAUAAGAAUAUCUGUCUCUCGUUCGGUAGAUCAGAUAUAGAAAUUAUGUUUGCUUAUAGAUUAGGUAAAAAGCAGUUGGAUAUUUUUUUUACUUAUAAUAUAAUUAAUUAAUAGACAGAUAACAAUAAUUAGAUAAGCAUUGUUUUUUCUUAUUGUGCUUAAAUCGUACUUUAACACGUAAUACAGUACGGAGCGGUUGGGUAAAGUUAAUACAUUAUGUGAUAUUGUUAAAAUUUAAUACUAAGAAUUCUAUAUAAAUACAGUUUAAGCAAAACAAGGCCUCAAGGCCAAAAAGGGGUCAAGGGAUCUACAAGCCUAGAGUGAAUAGACAUUUGCUAGGUAAGCGUGAUUCACCCUAGACCACAUCGUCACUUACCAGCGGGUGAGAUUGUGGUCAAACGCGCGCUAUAUCAUAAAAAAAAUGUUGGCGCUGACGUAGAGAAAAUAAUCUUUUUUUAUCGUAAAAGGUGGUCCAAUAAGUAGAUCGAGUGUUUGUAGGCAGUAAUAUUAUGUGACUGUUGUUCCAUUACUAUAUUAAUGAUAAUGUAAUAGUUUUCUUGACUGAACUCAUUCUUCCUUCCAUCGUGUGAGUUGUGAGGUGGAGUACUAACCUCAUCAACCGUGGUGUCAGUGUUACUAUUGAGCCGCCAAAGGCCCCUGACAUGGCUCAUGUAACGACUACUUACUUACAUCAGUAAAUAGUAACCGGUACCAACGGCUUAACGUGCCUUCCGAAGCACGGAUCAUCUUACUUUCGGACAAUCUCACCAGAUUACCUGGCUGAUCACCAUCAGCCAGUAAUGUCCUAACCAAACUAGGGACCACAAUGUAAUUUUUGUGAUAUGUCCCCACCGGGAAUCGAACCCGGGACCUCCGGAUCGUGAGCCCAGCGCUCAACCACUGGACCACAGAGGUCGUUGUAACGAUUACUCACUUACAUGGGCCAUGUCAGGGGCCUUUGGCGGCUCAUAAUAACCCUGACACCAUGGUUGCUGGGGUUGGUACUCCACCUCACAACCCACACGAUAGAAGAAGGUAUGAGUUACUUUUAGAGCCAUGAGGGGCUUUCCAGGCUAUGUUCCCUAAAAAUAAGAGUUGCUUUCGUUUAACCUUCCAAUUUCUUAGAUGACAGAUAUAAUGCACCUUUUAUAUUUGUUUUUGGUUAUAAAUUAUGACAUUAUUAUUCUGAUCAAAAUAAAGAGAAGCAAUAUAGGUAACAGCAUAAUAUUAUAUAUAUUUGGUCCAAAUAGAAAUAGAAAUGUUUUAUUGCGACCAUGUGUUCGUAGAAAUUGUGGUGUUUUAAAAAUACAGAAGUAAGUAUGAUAGUAUCAACAUGGACCCGGUAAGGGCACUGCAACUAGAGAUCACUCACUAAUAAUUAAGUACUUAAUUAUUAGUAAGUGAUAAAAUUUAAAUUUUUACGUACUUACUAUAUUUUAACAAUAUUAUUGCACUUAUAUUUUAAGUAUUGUAUUUAUGUGUUUAUUAUGAUUUAAUCUCGGGAGGAGCUCGGUGGCGCAGCGGUAAACGCGCUCGGUCUGCGAUUGUAGAAGUUAAGCAACUUUCGCAAAGGCCGGUCAUAGGAUGGGUGACCACAAAAAAAAAGUUUUCAUCUCGAGCUCCUCCGUGCUUCGGAUGGCACGUUAAGCCGUUGGUCCCGGCUGCAUUAGCAGUCGUUAAUAACCAUCAAUCCGCACUGGGCCCGCGUGAUGGUUUAAGGCCCGAUCUCCCUAUCCAUCCAUAGGGAAGGCCCGUGCCCCAGCAGUGGGGACGUUAAUGGGCUGAUGAUGAUGAUGAUUUAAUAUGAUUUAAUUAGUUAAAUGUCAUUAAAAAAUAUUCAUUUUAAUUUAUCAUUUAUAUAUUCAUUAACUGGUUUUAGUGAUAAGUAGUAGCUUUAGUUGUUUUAUAAACUCAGUCAAGAAUUUCCGUCAAGUAUUAUUUUUAUAUUUGCCUCUGCCGUUGCAUUAUAUUGUUGAAUAAUUGUGAAGGUACUCUAGCAAUGAGAAAAUAGGUAAUAUCACGUUAAGUCUGUAUAGCGCCAUCUAUAUGUUUUUUGGGGAACGUAGCCUGGAAAGUCCCUCAUUGAACUCAAUGAAACAAAAAAUAUGUAUUUGUAUAUUGGUGCUAAUUCCUGUAAAUACCAUCUAAUUUUAUUUUAAGUUAUAUCUGUCAUUUUCUUAUCCGCCGAAAAGGAAAGGGACGGGUAAUCGACAAGCAUAAAAUUUAUGGAACACACGUCAAUUUUAAGCACAAAUCUAAACCAACCGUCUAGACAUUUUACAUCAGUCAAUAACCCGACACAGUUAAGUAGACAGCACGUCAAACGGAUUGAAUACCAGCGACGUACCUUUUGAUUCGCCCGGGUUAUUCAUUCAUUUACUCAUUCUUCCUAAAAUUAAGAGCUGUGAAUCAUCCGUCCCUUUCCUUUUCGACGGAUACAAAAAUGACGGAUAUAACCUAAAAUAAAAUUAGGCGGUGUCUGCAGGAAUCGGGGCCACUAUCUAUUAAAUUUGUCUUACUUCGUAUUUUUAUAUGAAUUUUUAUUUUGUUCGUUCUACUGUUAAUUAGAACUUAUAUUUUAUUAGUUCUACUGUUUCCAAUACAAAUCUCCAGCCAUAUAUUUAUUUUAAAUCAUCUCAUUGCCUUUCUGUAUAACGCAGCCUAAUCAAUUAUAAAGUUCAGUCGAUUUUAUUUUUAUUAAUGAAAGUAUAAUAUGUUUUAACAGGGAACUGCGAAUUUGCUAUGUAACCUUUCGUUAUAAGUAAUAUUGGAACUAUCCACUUUGAAAUAAAAUGUAUAAUUAAUUGGCUGUGGUUUGGUAUGUUUUCCAAACUAAAUUAUUUUUGCUAUUGCUUGUACAAUAUGUAUGCGUAUAAUUAAUUGACUUAUUUUUUUAAUCUAAUUAUUCUGGGUAGUGAUAAUUUACCCUUGGGCCUCCUUCAGCAUUUUAACUUAUCCAUAUUAAACUACGGAAACACCAAGUUGAUCGAUGUGUACGUUAUAACGUUUAGAUACCUAUUGUUAUUAAAGAAACUAGUAGCCAUUUUGUAAAAUACCUAAGUAAUAUCAAGUUAUGUGGACAAACCAAUUCUAUGAAAAUAAAUAAUGGGUGAUGAAAAGAUGUACCUAGCUACUGGCUACUGUAAAUAGAAUAAGAAAUGUUUAACUUAAGCGACACAAUUGUUAUUUGUGCACGUACACCAGUGGUUGACUAGUUUAUAGAUUAUAAAAGUAAUAUUAUCGUUACUAAUGUAGGUACUCUUUAUAAAUAUUAGUGACAGUAACUUAUCGUCUGACUAUUUGGGGCACUACUACCUUAUAGGCGUCAUGGGUGUAGGUAGGUAUGUAUUUAUGUACUUUUUUUAUAAUGAAUAUAUUGAAAUUUAUUUGCUUAACAUUUGUUAAAGCAGUUAUUACUUUAAAUAAAUAGGUAGUUCUCUUAAUGUUCUCGUAAUUUUCAUUUGAACUAAAAAUCAUUAAUAAUAGGUACCCAAAGAAAAACGAAUAACAUUCAUAAAUGUAUGGCCUACAACAGCAUUGUUGUAAUUUUAUCGAAAUGUACGUGUUAUAAAUCUGUAAAUACAAGAAAUGUUACAUAACUACUUAUAACAUAACAUUUUGUUAGAUCAACGUGAUUGGUGGUGAGCCGUAUCGUCGUCUAUAGUGGUCGAUAUUCAACUGUGUUCAUAAGAAUUCGUUUAGUUCAAAAAUACACAUUUAAUACCUAACUAAACGUAUAGGUAAUGUUAAAUGCGCUACUUUGUUAUACUUUAAGACAACGAUUUGUUUACAUAAUGUAUUACUAGUAGAUGUAAGAAAUUUAUAUAUUUUACGUAUACAAUGUUUUAUUUAUUUAAGAUAUAAUCAAGCGUAAAAUGUACAAAUAAAUAUAUUUAAUUUUAAA